AUGGCAGAUCCAAUUCCAGGAUCACUGGCGCCCUUCUUCUCGCUACGGCUCUUGGAAGAAUUAAUCACCUCGAUUCCAGCCGCUCUUGAGGUCGUGCCGUGGAAGACAAUCCGCCAUGUUGCAGCAGCGAUGGAAACGAGGCUGCUUCUGCUGCCGCGCACCUCAGAUGCCAGUGGUGCAAUAGCCCGAGACCCCGACUGGUUGAUGGUCUUCCUAUUGCUGAGGAUACUGGUCCAGUGCUGCUUUGCCCCGGUCUCUUCAUGGACGCGAUCUCAAGACGAAACCAAGGCGUUGAUGAGGUGCAUAUUUGGGUCGGACUUUCUCGAGAGGGAGUGGCUCUCAGCGGUCGCUCCGCAGCUCCAGUCUCCGUUGGUCGCCGUGACCAUGUUGACAACUCUCGACCUCAUUCUCACAUAUCUAGGCGAGUCCAAGGCAGCUCUGAGUCAAGCUCCUGGUAGCUUUCUAGAGGCCGCAGAGAAGGUUGUCGAAAUUGCCGAGGCGUCGAGAGAUCCUCACACCUGGACUUGUGAUGAUGUGCAGAAAGAACUGGUCAAGCUGAAGCACAGCUUGGAGACAUGCAAGUCUCUGGGGUUAGGUGUCGGAGCUGAGCAAGCGAGAUACUGGGAUUAUCUGCCGGAUGCAGAGACUCGAGCUAUCUCCAUGUUGACGGCUUCGAUUCCCUGGUAA
Dichomitus squalens LYAD-421 SS1 is the source of this 687-nucleotide messenger RNA. RefSeq lists its product as uncharacterized. Lineage: Eukaryota; Fungi; Basidiomycota; Agaricomycetes; Polyporales; Polyporaceae. The coding region runs from base 1 to 687 and encodes 228 amino acids. The transcript is spliced from 3 exons. The record is from RefSeq and is a predicted model, not a curated record.